Messenger RNA from Ostreococcus tauri, 1972 nucleotides. RefSeq names its product DnaJ domain. Gene Ontology annotation, molecular function: heat shock protein binding. NCBI's taxonomy places the organism in Eukaryota, Viridiplantae, Chlorophyta, Mamiellophyceae, Mamiellales, Bathycoccaceae. Gene Ontology annotation, cellular component: nucleus; cytoplasm. The transcript has a single exon. The annotation marks the transcript as partial. The record is from RefSeq and is a predicted model, not a curated record.
GAUCUUCAAGCGAAGACGUCGGGCGAUCGAGGGCGAAGAAGCGUGGGAUUGGGAUGUCGCGCUUGAGGCAUUGCGCGAGUUGAGGAACGAGACAAUCGAGGAGGUUCGAGUGGACGCGCUCGUCGCUUCGUGUCGCGUCUUUGGCAAGCGAGAGCGCGCGAGAUGGAAAUCUGGAACGAUGAAAGCGCCCGCUCGAGCUCUCGCGGGGGCUUUGGACGCGUGCACGGACGCCUUGGGGGAGUUGAUGUUGCGCGGCGACUCCAGCGGUGAAGCCACGGCAAACUCGUACUAUGCGCGGGCCUGGAUUCGCGUUCUUGGCGCAAAUAUCGACGGCGCAUCAAUAGAUUUAGCGGGUCUAGAGGCCUUGAGCUCGUCUUGGACGUUGGACAUAGAUGCGUUGAGAGAGGCGAUUGAGAAGGCGCGCGAGGCGAACAGGCAGAAAGAUUUGUACAGUAUUUUAGGAUUGAAGCGUGAAGACGCCAAGGGGGAGGAUUGGCUUCGAGUUUUGAAGCGCGCUUAUAGAAAAUUAGCUUUAUUGUUGCAUCCUGACAAGAAUCCUGUCGAGGAUAAAGAGGAGGCUGAGGAGAAAUUCAACGAACUCGUCAGAGCCUAUAAGGUGCUGUCGAGCGAAACGCUUCGUCGCGAGUACGACGAAACGGGCAAAGUUAGUCUGGAGAUGGAUAACACGAUGAAUGGGGAUUGGUCCAACGACGGAAAUCGCGAGGACAAGGCUGGUAAGGAUGAUUUCAACACGGAAGAGUACGUAUUCCGCUAUGACAAGCGAGACAUUGGUGCGGACGGUCGCGCACGUGGCGAGUGGGUGCACAAACAAUCAGGCGAGCGAUUUACCGGUGAGCGAGACGUCAGACCCGAGCCAGAGCAGCGAGAAGACGUGUGCACAAAGCGUCGAGGUUAUUGCAUCGCCGGUCGAGGAGGCGCGGAGCCGGCCCAUUCUCAACACACUUCCAGCGUUGAGCAGGUCGUGGUUAAGUUUCAUACGCAGACGACGCUCCCCGGAGAUUCCGUCGCCGCGAGGAUCGUUCGCAAUCAUUUCGGCUUGCAAAUUAUGGAGUUUCUAUUCGUGUUCGACGUCAAUUUACCGGGAGACGACUUUGUUAGUAGAACUCCGCGAGUCACAGCGAAGUCGCGUUUACGAAGACUCGUGCGCACUCUACACGCUGCUCUCGUCGGAGGCGACACAUCUUCUUUGCUCACGAGCAUCAUUGAAGAGAGAGUAGUCGACUUGUCGAUUUCGACGGAAAGUGUGCGUACGAUCGUGGAUUACGUCGCCUCAGCUGUAGCGGGCCAAGCGCAGCGUUCCGGCUCGCCGCACCACACGAUGAACCUCCUGGAUGGUUUCGCAUCGCAAGCUACCCGGGAAAUGCGCCGACUUGGCGCACUGGGACUGAAUUCAGAUGAGCGCACGGACGCGUUCGUACGCGUGGCGCGUAAUAUGGUGGCCAAUCCGCUCGUGGCUUCUCGUUUGCUGUCUCCUGGCGAUGAUUCAGUCGAUGAGUCUCACGAAGUACGAAGCCUCGACGCGCUGUGGCGCGAAGAUGUGAGCUGUCGUGCGUUCGAAGAGGGCGACGUGCUUUCGUACGAAAUGAAGCUCGCCGAGUCAGAAGAUUCGGAUGAUGUGCGCUCGAUAAGUGCGGCCUUGGACUUUGAAACCGACUCAGGCCUUCGUCUCGGCAGCUUUCCCGAGGCGGUUGAUCAAUUCGGCUUCACCGCCGCCGCGCCUAGCGUGAACUUCCGCGACGUCAUCAAUCAGAACGGAACGAACGGGUGGAUCACGCGCCGCGUGAUCAUACCUCGUGAGCUCUUCGGCGCCACGCCAUCGACGUGGCUCGUCGCCGCGUCGAGGAUUGAAGCCGGUCGCGCGCGCGUUCGCAUCCGCGAUGCCAAAAUCCUCAACACCAUUGAUUCCGACCUCGACAUCGUGCACAUUUUCCAUUCCAAACACUUCUUGUAA